Molecule: messenger RNA, 723 nt
Organism: Solanum pennellii
Lineage: Eukaryota; Viridiplantae; Streptophyta; Magnoliopsida; Solanales; Solanaceae
Product: agamous-like MADS-box protein AGL29
Exons: 1
Coding region: 23-565 (180 amino acids)
Biological process (GO): regulation of transcription by RNA polymerase II
Molecular function (GO): DNA-binding transcription factor activity, RNA polymerase II-specific; RNA polymerase II cis-regulatory region sequence-specific DNA binding; protein dimerization activity
Source: RefSeq, a predicted model, not a curated record
UUGAAAAACGUUUCAUUUAGGCAUGGAGAGGAAAAGAACUAAAGGACGUCAAAAGAUACCAAUGAAAAAAAUUGAAAAUAAGGAUUCGAUGUUUGCUGCAUUUACAAAGCGUCGUGAGGGUUUGUAUAAAAAAUCUAGCGAACUCGCUACAGAAUGCAAUGUUGACAUUGGAAUAAUGAUGAUUUCCGCUACUGGUAAGCCUCAUUCCUUUUUUCACCCUACAUUUGAUGCAGUUAUUUCUCGUUUUCAGGAUCCUGAUAUGCAGUUUGGUGAAAGUACAAAUCUAGAGGCAAAUGAUGCUAGAAAUGAAGUGAAUCAACUCAAAACUAGGCUUGAAGAACUUGAUGUCAGAGAAGACAUUGCGAUUGCUAAGAAAAAUUCUUAUGAACAAAUGGAAAAAACAAGACAAAAAGGUUGGUGGGAGUCGACUGAGCAGCUCAAUGCAGAUGAAGUGUUCAUAUUUGAAACUUGGUUGAAUGAAACUAGUUCUAACUUACACCAUCGUUUAAAUCAAUUAGAAAUUGAAGCUUCAUCUUCAAUGAGACAUGAAUCUUUUGGAGUGUGAAAUUUGAAAUGUUCAAAUUGCAAAUGUUUCACCCUAAAUUAUCACUUAUGGAUAUAUUUGGGAAGACUCUAGUAACUCUAAAUCUAUAUUAAUAAUGUUGUGUUUUUAAAAAAUUAUUUCAAUAAUGCUACAAACAUGUAUCUGAUAUGUUUUUCAUU